Sphaeramia orbicularis (orbiculate cardinalfish) is the source of this 1453-nucleotide messenger RNA. Its product is annotated as cAMP-regulated phosphoprotein 19-like. NCBI's taxonomy places the organism in Eukaryota, Metazoa, Chordata, Actinopteri, Kurtiformes, Apogonidae. The transcript is spliced from 3 exons. Gene Ontology annotation, cellular component: cytoplasm. The record is from RefSeq and is a predicted model, not a curated record. Bases 135 to 470 code for a protein of 111 amino acids. Gene Ontology annotation, molecular function: protein phosphatase inhibitor activity.
CAGGGCAGGCUCAGGCUGCCGCUGCUGUUCGCCCGCCUAGCUGUUUCUGCUGCUGUCACUGCUAUUUAUCUCCCAGGUGCUGGUAGGACGGUGGCAUCCACAGUUUCGUAAGCACAGCAGGAAUCCAAACAGCUAUGUCCGAGGAGGCUGAAGACACAAUGAACUCAGAAGAGCAGCAGGAAGUAGAGGACAAAGUAAUCAGUCCAGAGAAAGCAGAGGAAGCUAAACUGAAGGCCAGGUAUCCAAACCUUGGAGCCAAGCCUGGAGGAUCAGACUUUCUCAGGAAAAGACUGCAGAAAGGGCAAAAGUAUUUUGACUCGGGUGACUACAACAUGGCCAAGGCAAAAAUGAAGAACAAGCAGCUGCCGUCAGCCCCAGCGGAGAAGACGGAGAUCACAGGAGGGCACAUCCCAACACCUCAGGACCUGCCUCAAAGAAAGACAAUUGUUGCCAGCAAACUGGCCGGUUAAUGGGUUUCAUGUUUACUAUUUUGUUACCAUUCCAACUCCCCUGCCAUACCUAACACCGUUUACAUGUUUGACGUUUAUUUUUCACCCUUUUUAUGUAGUCUGUAAGAACAAGUUAUGCACAAAGCCAAGUACUUGAGACAAAUUGGUUCUGGCACUGAAUUGCCAGUUAUGUCGAGCAAAACUGUAGCUGAAAAUGUUUCUCAAGAUCUUAGAAAAAAGACUGGCUGAACAUGGUAUCACAUUCAGACACCUGAAUGGAUAUUAGUGUUUUCUUACUUUGGCAGAACAUUUUCACUUUUAAGGAUAUAUGCCUCCAUUCUACUACAUGGUAGGUCCAUUGUCAACAGUAGCUGAAUACAGAAUUGUUUUCACAAUAUAACCUUAUUCCUGAUAAUUAUAAAGAGAGAAAAAAUAUAUAAAUUUUGACCAUAAAAAGAAAAUAUAAUUGAAGUUUGUCUUGAUGUUUGUGUGUGAUGUAGAAGUGUGAUUUUUGGGAUAUUUCUUUCAUUUUGAAACGGUUCUGAGCGCUAGAUUUAUGGACAUCUGAAAAUAUGGAGGCAUGUCUGUUUAAAUAGUGAAAACAGUAAUUUGCUCUUUUUUUAUUUGUACCCUUUUAUUUCUCUGUAAAGAUCUGAGCUUUCAACCAACGCAAGAUUCAAUCACACACACUUGUAGCCAGUUAUAUUUUAAGUAAUUUUAGUGACAUUAGUCUUCACAGUUUGCUGCUGAUCUCCAUCUCAUUCUGACCUCUAAAAUGGCCUUAAAAGUAAUGAACUGUUGUUCCUCUUGAGCAAUAUUUGCUCCCUUGGUGAGAAUCUUAGUUGUGGAUCUUGCCUGAAAUGUCUGUCACUGUCUGACUGGAAUCAUUUAGGGUUUUAUGGAAGUAAGUUCCCUGGACAUGUUUGGAGUGUGCACGUGCAUUUGCUGUGCAGUCACACUGUGCCAUUUGUUUUGUAAAUAAAAUAGUUUUGCAUAAUAUCUUA